Molecule: messenger RNA, 1905 nt
Organism: Alternaria atra
Lineage: Eukaryota; Fungi; Ascomycota; Dothideomycetes; Pleosporales; Pleosporaceae
Exons: 3
Coding region: 1-1905 (634 amino acids)
Biological process (GO): regulation of DNA-templated transcription
Source: RefSeq, a predicted model, not a curated record
AUGGCAGAGGUACUAGGCUUGGUCGCCAGUGUCGUGCAGUUGGCCGGUGCAGGUUUGAAGCUGUCACAGGCGCUGUACCAGUAUGCUGAUGGAGUGGCUACUGCCGAUCGCAGAAUCAAGAAUAUCGCAAACGAGGUUAAACUUACAAGCUUCGUCAUCCAAGAGCUAGCGGAUAUUUUUAAACAAGAUGAGACGGCAAACCUGAUUUCGGAAAAUGCAGUCAAGACGGCGAAUGAGACUAUCAAAGAGUGCUCUGUAGUGUUUACGGAGCUCGAGGUGAUAAUCAACAAGAACAAGACAGGGAAGAUGGGCCGGUUGAUGCUACCUUUUCGGGACAACAAGAUCGAACUCCUGCGAAGCCAGAUCGAUAAGCUCAAGAGUACAUUGGAGUUGCUGAUGCAGGUACUCAUUUUUGCCCAACAAAGCUCGUCAAACAAGCUGAGCCGCGAGGCCGAAGCAAAGCAACGGGAAGAUAUAAAGCAACUGCUUGAGAUCAAGAAACAAUCUACCAAGAAGUACAAGGAGUCGCUGAGAAAAUCCAGUGUCAGCGAUGACGGUACUGCUGUAGAUGACGGGGAACGAUCGCUAUGGGAAGAAGACGGAUCGGUCUCGUCUUCUAACCUCUUCAAGGCUGCUUCAGCUAUCAGCUCCACGAUCAACCCGGAGACGCUUGCGACAUGUGUAAAUCACGUCCGAAGCCUGUUGGAAGAUAUCGAGACCUUACAGCUCGCUCUGGCUAACAAAAUAGAGGGAGACGAUCAUUCGGAUCAUCAUCAAAGGGCUGUUGGGUCUUACUUCCUCGCUCGCUCCCAUCUCGAUAACGUCCUACUUGGGAAUUCGAAGGCCAGCAUACCUCAAGCGCGAUCUCAACAACAUGCCAGUAUUCAAGAGACCAGGAGUUUUGCGUCCGAGAAGGAACAAUCUAUCCUGAUUCGAGAUCGCGAGAGGAGUCUUCCUCCCCCAACACGCGACCACGGCGACCUGACCGCUAGAGAACGCGACAUGUUCGUCAUCCGCCGUCCACGCGCCGAAUCUCCCCCUCAGAGCAACCAAGAGAUCAUACGAGACGAAAUCAUCAUCAGACGCAAGGGGGAGCGAGCACUCACUCCUUCUCCCUCUCCAUCCCCGCCUCCUCCUCCUCCUCCUCCUCCUCCUCCUCCUCCUCCUCCUCCUCCUCCACCACCACCGCCGCCGCCAGCCCCUAAGCCAGAGAUCCGUCUUCCCAUCAUCCAGGAGAUCACCACACGUCACGGACACAUUGGCCAUUGGCAAGAAGACUUUCGACGAAGAGAGGGACUUAGUGCUUCUCCAAGCGGUGACGAAUCUUCCAACCGGCAUCGAAGUCCAUCGCUUCAGCCAUCACAAUCAAACCGUAAUAGAUCUCGUACACCAUCAAGUUCAUACCUGGUAGAAGAGCGCCGACCAUCUACGUCUAGUAUAGUCACUCAUCAGAUUACUCCACGUCUUGAAAAGCAAAGCGCUGAGAUGUAUCUAGCGGAUCCAUUGAAAUCAGAUCAGAGGCAUCAGAGUCCACCUGGAAUGCGCGGAUAUCGUCAGAGGGUAUCGUCACAGCCUCCCGUUACACUUACCGCCGAACGCUAUGAGCAGCUGCCAAGUACACGCUUCGAGCUAGGGAGAGCGGAAGCAAGGGCGAAAGAAAGAGGGGAGACCGAAGCGACAUAUAGCAAAACCAACAGCCAUGCUUCAAGCACAACCUUCGAGGAUCCAGCCGGUGGUAACGUUGAUGCAGACCCCAACGUCUUCGAUUUUGACCUCAAUUUUGGCGACGACGCAGGCGUUCUCGAAAACUUCGACUUCGACUCAUUUCUGCAUACAAGCAACGACAACGGGAACGUGGACGAAGUGGACAAGUUGCUAAGGGAAUGGACUACCGUGCUCGGAUAA